AUGCAGUCAUUCACGGUCCACAUGUCAAGCACCUACGUCUGCUCUCAAUGUUGUCGCACUACGGCGCGGAGAGCGGUACGUCUUGUUCGACAGCAGCCAUGUUCUUCGCAUCCGCAACUGCGACGGGCCUCUUCUUACCACCUUGAUGAUCUCGUUUCGGAACUGCCGCGCAGUACUCGCUACUCACGACCUCGACCAAAGCCUGCUACUACAACUCCCACCCGGCCCGAGAGCUUGUACGACUACGUAGCCGCAAAGACGACCCCCCAGCCAGCUCGACGUCCCCGGAACACACCUGCUCCAAGCAAUACCGUACCAGACGCUCAGCAUGCGAGUUCCAGUAUACACUCGUCACCACGCACGAACAGCAAACCCGACGCCCACCUCGUCUCAUACACAUCGAACCUUCAGGAAUUGGUGUCGAAAAAGGAUGCGAAUGCUGCGUGGUCCUACUUUUGCGCCCACUAUACCGCUCCCGACUGUUCAGCCUUGGAUCCUGCCUGCCUCCCAUUCAUCGACGUCCCGAAACAUAAGAGUCGUCUCGUUUAUACAGAGCUGCUAUCCCUGAUGACUCGUCACUGGAUUCAACAACUCGAAUCUCUCGGAUCUCCUGAAAACAUAGCCUCACCCUCCCCUUGUGACGUACUCCAAGCCUUUGAUCGUCUCGCCAUAUCUUCUCCGUCCAUCACUUCCAGCCUGGCAUUCUCUUUGGCCAUUCAUCUUCAGCUUGCUGCUGCAAAAGGCCUCGAUGUCUUGCAUGACCCCACAACCAAGCCUGUCCUUGUCCAAUUGAUUGAACUGUGGCCCCUUUGUUUCUUUCCAAGGUGGGAGACGAAGGACCACAAGGCUUUCCAGAGUCGUUGCGCCGCCCUCGUCCGGGCGCCGACUCAAAAGCCCUCAGGUCUCGUCAUAUCCUUGUUGCUUGUGCAGGAUCUGUUGUGUCGUGCCAAGUCUUUCCCACCCGACUUGGAGCAAUACCGACUCCAUCUCCGAGCCCUCAGCCGGACCACUCCCUUUGCGCAGUUCUCUGGCGCCGCAGUGCGUCACAUUGAGAUGCGACUGAAGUCAGAAUCUCCGGAUGACGCUUUAGGAUCAGCACAACUCACCGCGAAACUGUGCAACCUUCGUUCAGCAUCUGUGCUAGUCAAUGUGCCAGCCAAUGCCACGCUGAAGGACCAAAAUCGUCCAGUCGCUCCCGAGACUGUUGAACAGAAAACAAAGCGACUAGUUGCUUAUGUCUCGCAUGCUGCCGACAAGCAAAACCUGGAUAAUCUAGAGCGACUCUGGACGGAAGCACAAGAUCUUUUCGCUGACGAAGAAUCGCGGAUAACUGACAAUGCACCCUCCACGCUUCGCUUGUACGAAGCUUUCUUGAGCGCAUUCUUCCAGCUACGACGCCCUCAAUCUGGACUGCAAGUCUGGAACAGUAUGCUCAACUCGGGCUUCGAACCUACUGUUCGCACCUGGAACAUCAUGAUGAAGAGUUGUCAUAUUUCACGAGACAUUAACAUCAUGGAGUCCAUGUGGCAACGAAUGAGAAACUCUGGUCUUCAACCUGACGUGGUAUCCUGGAGUACGAGGAUUUACGGCCACCUUCGUGUUGGCGAUAUUCGACAAGGCAUGUCUGCACUGGACGAAAUGGGAAGAGAAUGGUUCGCAUCUCAAAAUAAAAGAAACCCCAAGUCGGCUGCCACAAAUAUCACGGCCGAGAUACCGGCUCCUAACAUCGCUAUAUUGAACACGGCCGUCUCGGCACUUCGUGGUAGCAGAGCACAUCACAUUCCCAAUGUUUUAGCUUGGAGCCGAUCCUUUAACAUCGAGGCGGACGUAGACACGUACAACAUGUUGCUUGCCGUGGCUCUGAACGGAGGGCAGGCAGCAGAUGCGGCGAGCAUCUUGAAGCGCAUGGCAGCCUCCAACAUUGAGCCCAAUUCGUCUACCUUUACGAUUCUCGUCAAUUCGAUGCUGUCGACAACGAUGCUAAACGACUUGACGAAGGUGGAACAAGAGGCCAAGAUCAUGGGUCUCAUCUCUUCGUUCGAAGAAUGCGGUCUGAAGGUCGAUGUUCAAGGAUAUGCACUGCUCAUCGACCGUAUGCUCAAAGAGCACGAGAACUUGGCAGCUGCUCAAAGCGUACUGGGACACAUGAUGGCCCGCGGAGUGCAAUGUACACCUCACAUUUACACCAUCCUCAUGACGCAUUACUUCGACGCCAAUCCACCUGCGCUCUUCGCGGCGGAUGCGUUGUGGAAUGAUAUCCAGAAGACAAAGGGCCACACGCUGGACGUGAUAUUCUACGACCGAAUGGUCGAAGGAUUUGCAAGACACGGUGAUGUGGGCAGGACGAUGGCAUUUUUGAAUCGGAUGAGCAAGGAGGGCAAGCGACCAGGUUGGCUAGCCAUGAUGGCCGUGGUACAAUGUCUUGCACGCAACAACGAGUGGGACAGAGUAGCACAAAUAGUCAUCGACUGUCACAAGCAGGAAGGUCUCCUGAGCGUCGGGCUACGAGGCAAAAAGGGACAGAAGGACUUUUGGUAUUAUGUGGGGAAGCUGGCGGACAACGAACUCUACGAUAGCGAGCAUGGGAAGGAGAUAUUCGCGAUUGUUGAAGCUCAGAGGGAAGCGCUGGGAAUGUGA
This is a messenger RNA of Aureobasidium pullulans EXF-150, 2637 nucleotides long. RefSeq lists its product as uncharacterized. Gene Ontology annotation, molecular function: protein binding. Bases 1 to 2637 code for a protein of 878 amino acids. The record is from RefSeq and is a predicted model, not a curated record. The transcript has 2 exons. NCBI's taxonomy places the organism in Eukaryota, Fungi, Ascomycota, Dothideomycetes, Dothideales, Saccotheciaceae.